GCCAACGCGCUCAAGAUGACAAUGCCUACCCCUUCGACAUUUGCAUUCACCACGUGCUGCUCGACGAACACAUGCCCCUCCCACCAGGAACGGUGAACCCUCUCCUGCUGCAUAUGAUCCGAUUCAGGUAAGUAACCCUAAGCCAAGAGGGGGGGAUCGCUGUUGGGUUAUGCCGCCUUGGCGUCCCCCGGCCAUCCUCUUGACUAGAGAAGUAUGCCAGCUGUUGUCACCGUCGUUGGAUUCGACUCUUUCCAUCUCUCAGUCCGCGAAAUUUUCUGUCCCGCGGUCCAGAAUGCCAGCUUUGUUGCAACGAGUAACUGCGGCGAAUGCGGUGUUUGAUGUUUGGGUAGCACUCACAGCUUCACAUUCUGGUUUGUAUUCCUCUGGGUCAGAAAGCCUGCAAGCACGAGAGGGUUUCGGGUGAGACACCGCCAAAGAACCCUCGCCUUGUAACACGGUGCUUGACGAUGUUGCUGUUACCUACUGA
Molecule: messenger RNA, 487 nt
Organism: Parathielavia appendiculata
Lineage: Eukaryota; Fungi; Ascomycota; Sordariomycetes; Sordariales; Chaetomiaceae
Exons: 2
Coding region: 170-424 (84 amino acids)
Source: RefSeq, a predicted model, not a curated record